Anastrepha ludens (Mexican fruit fly) is the source of this 1232-nucleotide messenger RNA. Its product is annotated as uridine phosphorylase 1. Gene Ontology annotation, molecular function: uridine phosphorylase activity. Bases 65 to 1069 code for a protein of 334 amino acids. Gene Ontology annotation, cellular component: cytoplasm; cytosol. Lineage: Eukaryota; Metazoa; Arthropoda; Insecta; Diptera; Tephritidae. Gene Ontology annotation, biological process: uridine catabolic process; nucleotide catabolic process. The transcript is spliced from 6 exons. The record is from RefSeq and is a predicted model, not a curated record.
GUCUCCCUAUUUUCUAGCUGAGAGCCUUUUUUCUUGUAAUUUUUGGUAAAAAGACUAAAUUUUGAUGAUGGAUGCGUGCUGCCACUGCAUGUUGCCGCAACAGGCCUCAACAGAUUUCAUACGCAAUCCUCAUAUUCCGCCUAUGGAUGAAGAUUUUCUCUAUCACCUUGGAUUAGGCACAAAGUCGCAUAAUUUGCCAGCAAUGUUUGGUGACGUGAAGUUUGUUGUGGUCGGUGGUACGCCAAAACGCAUGGAAAAUUUGGCGAAAUUCCUCAUGACAGAAAUUAAACACAAGCUACCUGUUGGCACGCAAUUGACCGAUCUUAGUGCCUCCGCAGAACGCUACUCAAUGUACAAAGCGGGACCGAUCCUUUGUGUCAACCACGGCAUGGGCAAUCCCUCGAUCAGCAUUUUACUGCAUGAAUUGAUUAAACUGAUGUAUCACGCCAAGUGUAAGGAUCCAGUGUUUAUACGCAUGGGCACUUGUGGUGGUUUGGGCAUUCCAGGUGGCACGGUCGUCAUUUCGGAGGGAGUGCUUAACGAUAAGUUAAAUGCCGAACACGAAUUUAAAGUUUUGGGCAAGGUCAUGACAAGACCCACCACUUUGGACGGCAAUUUGGCGCGAGAACUUAAAUCAUUGGCCACUUCGACUGAUGGCUUCCAGACAGUCAUCGGUAAAACCUAUUGCGCUGACGACUUCUACGAAGGACAAGGACGCUUGGAUGGCGCAUUUUGUGGUUACAAAGAAGCUGACAAAAUGAAUUGGUUGAAUUUGCUGAAACAAAAGGGUGUCUUGAACAUUGAAAUGGAGAGUUCAAUGUUUUCGGCAUUAACAAAUUACGCCGGCAUUAAGGCAUCCAUAAUUUGUGUGGCAAUACUAAAUCGACUUAAUGGUGACCAGAUUACGGAAACUAAGGAAACACUUACGGAAUGGCAAGAGCGUCCAGCUAAGCUUAUUGCUCGUUUCAUACGUAAACGUUUGGACAUUCGAGAGACUGGAGGUCAAUCAGCAUCAAGCACAGCGCAAGUGCACUCGUCGCAAUUACGAAACGCACAACUAAACCACUAAAUUUUCGCCACUAAGCACAUCAUCGCUACAGACGCAAUCAUCAACGCUGAUAACCCAAAGCCAGUAAAAAAGCGGUCAGAUCAAGCGUAACUCUACUACCCAACCCCACCAAUAGCCGUGUUUGGUCUCUUUGAUCGAAAGUAAAUUUGGUAAAUAAGCGAAG